CACCUCUCCGCUCGACGCAUGCCUGGAAUGCUGUGGCUUACGGCACGCGCCCCUCAGCUCUGCCCACCAGUACCGCCUUGAACGCGCGCCGCACGACACUGGGCGACACAGACUCCCUCUAUUGUUCAGAGCCAUGGCCGCUGCCCUCUCUCACACCUCCGUGGACGAUCUGAGGUCGCUCAGUCGCCAGCCGCCUUCGGAUCCAGACAUACAAGCGACUCUCUCCGACUUCCUCACCUACACCGAGCAUUUUCCGUCCCAUCUCGUGCGCGCCUUGACGCUGAUCCACGAACAACGAGUCAAGGCUGAGACCAACAUCAAAUCCGUCCAUAAUAACACGACUGCAUAUAGCACUUUGCCCAGCAUCAAGCGCGCCAGGCCGGACCCUGCGCAAUUGCGAAGAGAAAUCAGUUGGGCUCUCGACGAUGCGGAGGCUGCAUGUCGCAUGGCCGCCGAGGAGGCUGGCAGGUUGGACGAUGAGUGCCAACGCGAAGCAAAGCGUUUGGAGAUAGUGACCGACAAGCUCAAGUCGCAACCGAAACCUCCUUCGCGAGAUCCAACACCCGAGCAACAAGCGCUCACAUCGCCCAACCUCAAGCGCGAGCGCCGGAUGAGCACGAGGGCGGAUGACAUGAAAGCUGAAAAGCAUACGCGUCGCGUGCAGGACAAAGCCGCAAGCAAGUUACGAGGAAGGAAGGUCAUGGUGCCCGGAGAGGUGCUUCCUCCGCCCGACCCUAAUGCGCCAUUUGAUAACAUGUCAGAUUGGACAUCACCCCGACCUUCACCUCCCGUCAUGGACGAUGCUGGUGAGCAGGACAAAAAGAAAACCACGCCUCGACCUCGCUCAAGAACACCAAAGCCGCCAAGAGCUGAGAAGGAGAACAGACAGAGGUCAGAGCGGGAUCGAAAGGCCGAGAGUAUGAAAUCGCGUGGCCCACGAGCGCCAGGACAGCCAGGGACCAACGCCCACUCUGCGGUCGCCGGGAUUAGCACCUCUAAUGCGUUGCUGGCACUCACCGAACCGCCUCCAGAUGCGGCAAAAGGUAGUAAAUGGCUGCCGUGGGUCAAACUUACGGAGUGGGAAAUGGCGAAGCUGAGGAAGCGCAUGAAGAAGAACGCAAUAUGGGUUCCAUCGCAGACUAUGGUACGCCGUGAGCUCAAGAACUUAGGCCGUGGCAUAGCUGGCAAAGAGGCCGCGAGGCUGGAGGCGGAAGCGAAUGGCACUACACUCGUUGAUGAACACAACGAAGUGGAUCCCACGAAGGUCGUCAUUAGUGGCGAGGAAACCGACCAGAUCAAUGCCAUGCUCGGCCCUCAGGUGUACGUGGACGAUGAGGACGCUGACGCUGAGCUCAUCAACAGAGGAAUGCGACUCAAUGAAGCGAAGAAGCUCAAGCGACAGCGGCUGCUCGAGGAGCAGGCGCUGCAAGCACAGUUAGCGCGUGAACAAGGCGUUGAGCCCCCUUUGGAUAGUGGCAAAACAGCGUCGCCUGAAGGACAGAAGAAGCGUAAGCGAGAGGCAACACCAGCUGCAGGAACGUCGAAGACUGCUGGACCGAAGUCACCAGAGGCCAAGGCCAAUCCACCGAAGCGACUAAAGCUCACCGGACCCUCCAACAAUCCGCCCACGACUUCGAAGAUCCCUUUGGCCCCGGCUGGGGUUUCAUCCUCGCCGCAAGCCGCAACAGCGGGUCGACAGCGCAAAGCCGCCACUCCGCCCGCCACUCGGCGUCCUACCAUCACCAUCAAGGUUGGAAAAGCAGUAUCUGAGGAGCCCCCAAACAGGCGCCAGAGCCUCCGCAGAGGAAGCAACGCCAGCCUGCCCAGCAACAGUGGGCCGUCCGCGAGCACACCUGCCUCGCCCAAAAGUACCGGCACGAGCAAAGAUGCCAUUACAAAGAGCGGACGCCGAUCCAAGAGACCUCCGCCCGGUGUCAUCACUAGUAACGACGACGACAGCGCGAAGGCCACCAUUUCUCAACGGAAGGCAGCUCCGAAUAGGAGGCGAGGACAGGGUGGAAAGAAGGAUUCUUCGAUGCCAGCAGACCAACUUGGCCUGAGCGCUACGGAAGCUCCUGAAGAAUACAUUGAUCCAGACGAGCCUCGCUAUUGCAUAUGCGGUGAUGUGAGCUGGGGCACCAUGAUUGCGUGUGACAACGAGACGGACUGCGAAAAAGAGUGGUUCCACCUUGAUUGUGUGCAGCUCAAGGAUCUUCCGCCGCGUCGUACCAAGUGGUAUUGUCCCGACUGCAGGAAGAAGUUGAAGGUCGGGCAAACGACGAACGGCUUGGUUGGGAGAAAUUUGGGAGCCAGCCGCUAGAGCGCGGCACUUCCCAACUUGUGGCAUACGGCGAAGUAGCACUGUAGGAAUAAAGUAGUAUAUGCAUGUGUAAUGACCUGAACGUGACCGCAGUCCACCC
Molecule: messenger RNA, 2420 nt
Organism: Cercospora beticola
Lineage: Eukaryota; Fungi; Ascomycota; Dothideomycetes; Mycosphaerellales; Mycosphaerellaceae
Source: RefSeq, a predicted model, not a curated record